Messenger RNA from Poeciliopsis prolifica (blackstripe livebearer), 1521 nucleotides. RefSeq names its product cyclin-I-like. Gene Ontology annotation, cellular component: nucleus; cytoplasm; cyclin-dependent protein kinase holoenzyme complex. Gene Ontology annotation, molecular function: cyclin-dependent protein serine/threonine kinase regulator activity. The record is from RefSeq and is a predicted model, not a curated record. Gene Ontology annotation, biological process: regulation of cyclin-dependent protein serine/threonine kinase activity; mitotic cell cycle phase transition. Lineage: Eukaryota; Metazoa; Chordata; Actinopteri; Cyprinodontiformes; Poeciliidae.
UUUCAUCCGCUCCACCUCUCUCCUCCCAGUCCCCUCCUCGGAAGUAGACGUAUCCCGUCUAUAUUCCGUUCUUAUUUUUUUUAUAUAUUUAUAUAUCAACCCCUCUACCCUCAAAACUCACAAUGGACGAUUAAACCGCAGCACGGUCCUCGAUUCCACCCGUCUUUCUUCCUGCUUGGAUCGAGAGGACCGGAUGAAACCCAACUGUGGUUUUCUCCGCUUCGCAGGGGAGGUAGCUGUAUCCAGUGGGGAGGUCGGCUCGACCCGGGGAGGCCAGAAUGAAGUUCGCCCAACCCUGGGGACGCCAGAGGCUGUCUUUUCUCCUGGAGAAGGCCGCCUCUAGGGAAGCCCAGACGUGGAAAAGCUACGUGGCCAAGAAGCCCACCUCCCAGGAUGCAGACGUCUCGCCGGCGCAGCGGGACGAGGCGGUGCGCUGGCUGACGGAGCUCCACGGCCGGCUGCAGCUCUACCCGGAGACCCUGGUGUUAGCCGUUAGCAUCCUGGACCGCUUCCUGGCUCCCAUCAAGGCCCGUCCAAAGUACCUGCGCUGCAUCGCCGUCGCCUGCUUCUUCCUGGCUGCCAAGACCUGCGAGGAGGACGAGUGUGUUCCCUCUCUGAAGGAGCUGGUUGCCUGCAGUAACUGCGGCUGCUCUCCGUCAGAGAUCCUGAGGAUGGAGAGACUCAUCCUGGACAAACUGGACUGGGACCUGCACACCGCCACCGCGCUGGACUUCCUGCACAUCUUCCACGCGAUGGCGACGUCGUCUCUCCGCUUCCUGGACUCCGUCGGGUUGAACCGCUCCCAGCACCUCGGCCUCCUCACCCGCCGCCUCUACGCCUGCCUGGCUGACCACGCCCUCAUGCAGCUGAGGGGAUCCAUGCUGGCCCUGGCCCUCAUCAGCCUGGAGCUGGAGACCUGCUGUUCUGAUUGGCUGCCGCUCACCAUCAACCUGCUGAGGAAGGCUCAGACGGACAGCUCGGCGCUGAUCCGCAGCAGAGAGCUGGUGUCACGCAGCCUGUCCACCCCCAGAGCUUCCCUGCCUCCCAACACCGUUUACAUCUUCCACCCCCUGCAGCUCGCCGCCCCGACCCGCCGCCCGCCGGGGACCAUGGAGACGUCCAGGGACCAACCCGACCCGACGGCGGCGGCGGCGGCGGCCGGAGAGGAGAGCAAAGCUCCGCCCCCUUCGCCAAAACACCUGAAGCAGCUGCAGAAAGUGACGCUGCGCUGCAAGGCCUCCACCAAGCGCAAGGUGGAGCAGAUGGACGUGGACGAUUUCUACGACGGCAUCAAGCGCCUCUACAACGAAGACGUCACCGCCGCCGUCCACGGGGGCGCCGCCCGCAGCGGGGGCGGGGCUUACGGCGGCGGCUCCUCCCCCUGCCCUCCUCUGCAGCCGGUCGGCGCCUCGUAGAAACGGGAACCGGAUCCGUUCAGCUGGAACUGAGCGCAGCUCCCAUCAGCCCCUGCAGCUGGAAAACAGAGCAAAAAAAAAACUAAACAUCCAAAACGUAAAAAAA